This is a messenger RNA of Rotaria socialis, 1872 nucleotides long. The record is from the annotation of a GenBank genome assembly. NCBI's taxonomy places the organism in Eukaryota, Metazoa, Rotifera, Eurotatoria, Philodinida, Philodinidae.
AUGAUCCCGGCAACAUUUAUCAGUUUUUUGAGCAUUGCUUGUCUUAUUCAACCGAUUCUUCCAUUCUACAUUCCCGGUGUUGCACCUCUUGAUUUUAAAAAAGGCGAAAAUGUUGAAGUUAAAGCUGUUAAAAUGACUAGUACAAAAACACAGUUACCAUACGAUUAUUAUGAUAUAGGUAUUCAUUGUAAACCGUCAAACGGUACAAUUUAUAAAUCUGAAAACCUUGGUGAAAUUCUUCGUGGAGAUCGUAUUGUGAAUACAAAAUUUCAGGUUGGCAUGGAUACAAAUGUGGCAUGUCGAACACUUUGUAAAGAUGUAAAUUUAACACCCGAACAAAGUAAAACACUUGGAAAACGUAUUCGAAAUAAUUAUUAUGUUCAUCUUCUUGUUGAUAAUCUACCAUGUGCAACGAAAUUUCAAAAUGUUGAAACUCAUGAAACUUUUUAUGAACAUGGUUAUCGCCUAGGAAUCUAUACAAAAGAACCCGAAGCGAUGUAUGUAAAUAAUCAUUUAAUUAUGAGAUUGCAUUAUCAUCAAGAAGCUGAUGAGUCAUUUCGUGUCGUUGGUUUCGAAGUUGAACCGAAAAGUAUCGAUUCAAAACGUAUUAAAACCGAAGAAGAUGGUACUUGUGUGAUUCAAGGUGGUCAAGAUAUGCAAAAAAUCAAUCCGAAAGAAGAAAAUAAAGUAACAAUGACUUAUGAAGUUGAAUGGACACCAAGUGAAACACGUUGGGCUAGUCGUUGGGAUACAUAUUUGGCAAUGACAGAUGUUCAAAUUCAUUGGUUUUCAAUAGUCAAUUCAGUUAUUGUUGUCUUCUUUCUUGCUGGUAUACUGUCAAUGAUUAUUGUUAAAACACUUCGACGAGAUAUUGCACGAUAUAAUCAAGAAGAUACAGAUGAUGUCACUGAAGAAACAGGAUGGAAAUUAGUUCAUGGUGACGUAUUUCGGCCACCUCAUCGUAAGAAUGUUCUUGCAGCUCUUAUUGGUUCAGGUGUUCAACUUUUACUCAUGUCACUUAUCGUUAUUGUUUUUGCUGCGCUUGGCAUGCUUUCACCAUCAUCUCGUGGUGCAUUAAUUAGUGCUGCCUGCUUUCUUUAUGUAUUUAUGGGUUUAAUUGCUGGUUUUUAUUCUGGUCGAAUAUAUAAAACAAUAAAAGGCUCAAAUUGGAAACAAACCGCUGGAUUAACAGCAACACUUUAUCCAUCAGUAGUUUGCGGUGUUUGUUUUAUUCUAAACUUCUUUAUUUGGGGAAAACGAUCGUCGGGUGCUGUUCCAUUUUCAACAAUGCUUGCCAUAUUAGUUAUGUGGUUAGGAAUUUCAUUUCCACUUGUUUGUCUUGGCUUCUAUUUUGGUUAUCGUAAACAUCCAUAUGAUCAACCAGUUCGUACGAAUCAAAUACCAAGACAAGUACCAGAACAACAAUGGUUUAUGCAUCCUGUUUUAAGUACUUUGAUUGCUGGUAUACUGCCGUUCGGAGCUAUGUUUAUUGAGCUAUUUUUCAUAUUUUCGGCUAUUUGGGAAAACCAAUAUUAUUAUUUAUUUGGCUUUCUGUUUCUUGUGUUCAUCAUUAUAAUUAUUUCUUGCUCUCAAAUAUCAAUUGUCAUAACUUAUUUUCAAUUAUGCGGAGAAGAUUAUCAUUGGUGGUGGAGAUCAUUUGUUGCAUCAGGUGGAUCAGCAUUUUAUGUAUUCGGUUAUUCGAUCUUUUAUUUCUUUUCCAAACUUGAUAUAACUGAAUUUGUUCCAUUGAUGCUUUAUUUUGGCUAUACAUUACUCAUCUGUUUUUCAUUUUGGAUUCUUACUGGUACAAUUGGUUUUAUUGCAUCAUUUAUUUUUGUUAGGAAAAUUUAUGCUGCUGUUAAAAUCGAUUAG